Molecule: messenger RNA, 819 nt
Organism: Aspergillus terreus NIH2624
Lineage: Eukaryota; Fungi; Ascomycota; Eurotiomycetes; Eurotiales; Aspergillaceae
Exons: 1
Coding region: 1-819 (272 amino acids)
Source: RefSeq, a predicted model, not a curated record
AUGGCCAGCGAACUCCCAACCCGCGGUACGAAGCGCAAAAGCGACGAUCACGAGCACCCACCCCGCGAAAUCAAGCCCGAUCCCGCGGGCGUCUACGAUGCGACCCUCAACCCGCUCCACCUCGCCGACCUCAGCGAGAAACUUAAGAUCCUCCCCGUCCCGGAAGAUGGCGACACACUGGAAGAGACAGCCGCGAAGCUGUGCGAGCUGGCCAAGGUCGUCUCCGAAGGCAACAGCGUGGCGCUGUGGACGGGGCUGCAGCUCUCGUCGUCGCCGCAUGCGCGCGACCCGGAGACCAUGGCGAAGGCGCAGAUGACGCCGCAGGAGCUGACGCAGUAUGAGGCGUGGCAGGCCGUGCGGCAGGGGCGCGAGGUAGGGGGUCCUGAGGGAGGGAGUAGUGGCGGGCUGCCGGCGGGCGUGAUGCGCGCGUUCGACUGGGAUGCGAACUUGGCACCUAUGCCCGGCGCGCAGAGCGAGAAGAGGUUCCGGCAGCGCGCGGCGGCGAUGGAUGUCAUCUGGGACCAUCAGUGUGCGACGCCGGAGCAUGCGGUGUGGUUGACGUUUCAUAUGGUUGAGGCGUUGCCGCUUGUCAAGGCUGUCACGAAGGUGAUGAAUGUCAAGCGCCAUUUUGGUGAAAAUGACCCGUACCCCGGGUUGACGGGCAUGGAGGUCGCGGAGCUGGAGACGGUCCGCAAGAUUGUCUCUGUCGCGGAGAGAAACCGGACGCGCGAGCUCGAGCGGAUUCGUCGGCUGACUCGGUCGAUUAACGAUGCCGCUGCGACUAUUAGGACUCGGCUGCAGGUUUUGGAGAGGUCGUGA